AUGACGCUCCGUGACGACGACACAGACCUUGACACUCCCGCACCAGUCCUCGACGCUUUCGUCCAAGCCAAGGGCCCAAGCGUUGAGCACCAGAUGACCAAUUUCUCCCUGACCGAGUUCAAUCUGCUUUGGUCCGACCUACAGUCCACCAUCAAUCGCCGGUGGAACAUUGGAUCGGGACGCAAGUGUGAUGUUACUGGCCGUGACAUGCUGUUCAUGACGGUUACAUCCAUGAAGCACUGUGGGUCUUGGGAUGUCGUCGCUACCAUGUUCUCUGUCAACUCGCCCACCUUCUCCAAGCGCGUGACGACGCUUCUCACUGCCAUUCUACCGUACCUCAAAUCAAAGUACAUCGACAACAUUGCCGCCAAGUGGACAAUGUGGGACAACCAAAACCUCCGCAUAUUAUAUUGA
Molecule: messenger RNA, 414 nt
Organism: Aphanomyces invadans
Lineage: Eukaryota; Oomycota; Saprolegniomycetes; Saprolegniales; Verrucalvaceae
Exons: 1
Coding region: 1-414 (137 amino acids)
Source: RefSeq, a predicted model, not a curated record